AUUGCCAUCACAUCAAUCGAAAAAACCCCCACAAGUGACGAAACAAAAUCUCUUUUCCUCUCGAAAACAAAAUUUUCCCCAGAAAAUUCCCUUAGUUUCUAUCCAAACAAACACCCCCACCUUGCAAAAACCCUAGAUGUCAACGUCAAGCCAACCCCAGUUCCGUUACACCCAGACGCCAUCGAAGGUUCUCCAUCUCCGAAAUCUCCCGUGGGAGUGUACGGAAGAGGAACUCGUCGAGCUUUGUAAACCCUUUGGGAAGAUCGUUAACACUAAGUGCAAUGUCGGCGCCAAUCGAAACCAAGCUUUUGUUGAAUUCGCAGACUUGAACCAGGCUAUUUCUAUGGUUUCAUACUAUGCUUCAUCCUCAGAGCCAGCACAAGUUCGUGGAAAAACUGUGUAUAUUCAAUAUUCAAACAGACAUGAAAUUGUCAACAACAAGAGCCCUGGAGAUACCCCAGGAAAUGUUUUGCUGGUUACCAUUGAGGGUGUGGAAGCUAAUGACGUGACCAUUGAGACCAUUCACUUGGUAUUUUCUGCAUUUGGUUUUGUGCACAAAAUUGCUACUUUCGAAAAGGCUGCAGGAUUCCAGGCUUUAAUCCAAUUCACUGAUGCUGAAACUGCAUCUUCAGCAAGGAAUGCCUUGGAUGGGAGAAGUAUUCCAAGGUACUUGCUUCCGGAACAUGUUACUUCUUGUCACCUGCGAAUCUCAUAUUCUGCACACACGGAUCUGAAUAUCAAAUUUCAAUCUCAUCGGAGCAGGGACUAUACCAACCCAUACCUUCCUGUGAAUCCUACUGCAAUGGAGGGACUUAUGCAGCCUGUAGUUGGUCCGGAUGGAAAAAAGCAAGAACCUCAGAGUAAUGUGCUACUUGCUUCAAUUGAAAAUAUGCAAUAUGCUGUGACAGUUGAUGUUCUUCACACGGUGUUCUCUGCAUUUGGCACAGUCCAAAAGAUUGCAAUAUUUGAGAAGAAUGGUGGAACACAGGCACUAAUUCAGUAUCCUGAUGUCACAACCGCGGCUGUCGCCAAAGAAGCCUUAGAGGGACACUGCAUAUAUGAUGGUGGCUAUUGUAAGCUUCAUCUAUCAUACUCUCGUCAUACUGAUCUCAAUGUAAAGGCUUACAGUGAUAAAAGUAGAGAUUACACAAUCUCAGACCCAAGUUUGCUUGCAACACAAGUUCCUGGUCUGCCUGCUGCUCCAAAUGUUUGGCAGAAUCCUCAGGCAGCUCCAUUGUACCCUGGGACUGACUAUACAGCUUCAGCUGCAAUGCAGGCUCAACCCCCUGCUGGACAAGUUCCAGCUUGGGAUCCAAAUUUACAGGCUAGACCACCUUAUGGAUCAGUUCCUGGGACAGUUCCCAGUCAAUCAUAUCAAUCAUCCUCAGUACCUACAUAUGUGAAUGCUGCAACACCUGCUGGUUCAUCACCCCUUUCGCAUCCUGGUGUGUCUUCCAUGAGAAUGCCACAGCCUGGGGUCAAUGUUAGACCAGGUGGUGCACCAGUGCCGGGUCAGCCUCCUUAUUAUGGUCAAUGACCCAUGUCUUUUCCUCUUGGCGAAUUCAAAUGAGCCGCCUGUCUUUCCAUCAUAUAUUUCGGUUAAAGAUUUGCCGUUUGGAUCUUUUGGCUCGCAGAUCUAUGAGCCUUUAUAAUUAAAUUUAUAAUUAACUUUUAUUGGUCUGGAAGUGUUUUGUUUUUUCUUUUUGGUUUUCUUUCUGAAACCAUAUCCAUCACUGAUGUAAAAUGGAGCUUGCAUUCACAAUUAAUUGGUAAAUGAAUGUAAAAGACAUGCUUUCGUGCUAUAUUGGCCUGCAGCAACUUUUUGCCUUU
Theobroma cacao (cacao) is the source of this 1830-nucleotide messenger RNA. It is a transcript of the gene PTB1, whose product is annotated as polypyrimidine tract-binding protein 1. The record is from RefSeq and is a predicted model, not a curated record. Gene Ontology annotation, molecular function: RNA binding. NCBI's taxonomy places the organism in Eukaryota, Viridiplantae, Streptophyta, Magnoliopsida, Malvales, Malvaceae.